AUGAGUAACACAACGUGUUCAAAUCAAAAUCUUAAUGUUAAACAUGUUGCAACUCUAUUCGAAGAAGUUCAAAAUCGUUAUAUUAAAAAAUUAACAACUAUUGAUGAAAAACAUAUAACAACUGAUGAACGCCAUAAGCAAAAAUUAGCUGUUUAUGAGAGCUAUGUAAAAGAUUUAUCAAUUCAAACACGUUUAUUAUUACAAAGUCUUGAUGAGCUUGAAAACGAAGCUAAUCAACGUGUUGCUUUACUUGAAAAUAAACUUAAAAAAGCACAUGCAUCUUUACAACAACAUCAUUCAUUGUCAGAUGUAACAAAAAGUGUUAGCAGCAUUGAAUCGGAAAAGUGGAAAUUGAAUCAUGAAAAUCUUGAUUUAAAACAUGAUCUCGAUUCAUUAACAACAUUUAUUAAUACCGCUAAACGAACGGGUAAAUGGGAUACAAAAAGACUUCAAUUAAAAACUAUUCCACUUGAUCGUAUUAUUGGUAUAUCAAAUGACGAUAUAAAUCCUACAGUACCUUUACAUAAAGAAAUUCAAUAUCGUGAUGAACGUAUACAAGUUUUACAAGCUGAAAUUGAACAACUUCGAAAAACAAAAGAUGAAUUAAUUAAACAAACACCGAAUAGGCAGUCAUCUUUCGCUUCAUUUAUGGCAGAUGAUAAUUCAAAAGAGCAAAAUAUUGUUCUUUCAAAAAAAGUUGAAGAUCUUCGUGCUAAACUUGUUGAAGAAUGUCAAAAAACUGAAACACUUAAAAUGGAUACACGUCUCAAAACUAAUGAAUUAAGAGAUCUUCAAGAAGAAUAUCAAAAAAAUAAACAACAUUAUGAUGAACAUACACAUGAUUUAUCAACAAAAUUGAAAACAAUAACAGAUCGUCAUCGAGAAUCAACAACAUCACUAAAUAAUGAUAUUAAACUAAAAAAACAACAAAUUGAACAAUAUACGCAACAAAUCGAACAAAUUUUAAGUGAAAAAGUUCAACUUGAAAAUGAACGUAAUGAUUUACAACGACAAUGUCGUGUUAAAGAUACAAUAACAGCUGAUUUAGAAGUACAAAUUCGUAAUCUUCAACGAGAAUUAACAUCAAAUAAUUAUCCAAUUAUUCCUAUACAACCUGUUGAAUCAACAGUAUCAAAAAUUGAAUAUGAAAAACUUGAUCAAGAAUUACAUUCAACUAAAAAACGACUUGAUGGAAUUACAGCUGAACUUAAAACAAAAGAUGCUUUAAUCAAUAAACUUGAACAAGAUCUUCGAGCAUUAAAAAAAUCUCAUGAUGAACAAUUAGAACAACAUAUUGAAACAUCAACAAAUGAUGCUGAACAAUUACAUACAGAAAUUCGAGCAUUAAAACGUCUAUGCGAAGAAAAAAAAGAUCAACUUCAUAAGCAAUCGUUAGAAUUACGUACAUGUCAAGAACAUUUAAUAGUUGAACAAAAUAAAAAUAUUACAAAUGAACAUGAACAUGAAAAAUUAUCUAAUAUAAUACAUUUAUCAAAAGAACAAAUUGAAAAACUUGAACAUAAUUUACAAGAAUCGAAAAUAAAAAAUGAACAAUAUGAAUAUACAAUAAAUGAAUUAACUUCUCGAAUAAAUUUAAUUGAAACAAAAUUAAUUGAAGCAAUGACAUUAAUUGAUUUACGUAAUAAAACAUUAAUUGAUUAUGAACAACAAAUGGAUAAAAUAAAAAUUGAAUUAAUACAAAAACAUAAAGAAAUUCUUGAUAAACAAUGUCAUAUUGAUCAAUUAGAACAAAAUGUUAUCGAUAAAACAGCUGAAGUUGCACAUUUAACUGAAACACUUGAAACUGGUCUUGUUAAAAUUCAUCAUAGAGAAAAAUUUGCUGAAGAUAAUGCAUCUAAAGCAUUACAUGAUGUUAAAGUUUUACAACGUGAACUUCGUCAUGUAUCAGAAUCAUUAACUCAACGUGAACAUGCAAAUCAUGCACUUAAUCAACAAAUUCAACAAUUAACAAAUGAAUUAAAAAUAAAACAAGAUGAAUUUCAACAAAUGCAAAAAUCAUUAAAUAAACAAUUAGCAAUUAAACAAGAACAACUUCUACGGUAUGAUCAAAAUCUUCAUGAAGUAGAAAUAAAAUCAAAAUAUGCUAAAGAAGAAUGUUUAAUACAAGAAAAAGAAAUUGCUCGUUUAAAUAAUGUUCAAGAAGAACAAGAAAAUCGUAUUAAAAUAUUACAACAAGAUCUAUUAAAACUUCAAGAAGAGAAAGAAUCCAUAAAUGUUCAAUAUGAACGUUCCGAAGCUGAUAUACGUAAUAUAAAAAUUUUGCGUGAAGAUGAAACACAUAAAUAUCGUCAUGAAAUAGAAAAAUUAAAUAGUGAAAUAGUAUCAUUAAAAACAAAUGAAACUGAUUUAUUAAAAAAUAUUGAUGAAUUAAAAGAAAAUCUUUUCAAUAUAACAAGUGAACGUAAUGAUAUACGAGAACAAAAUGAAAAUUAUCAAAAUGAAAUUGAAAAUAUACAAAAAAUGUUAUAUGAUGAAACUGAAUCAGCUUCAAAAUCUGCAACAAAAAUUGUUUUAUUAACACGACAAUUAGAUGAAGAACAAAAACGUGCUAUAGAUGCUAUACGUCAAUUAGAUGAAUUAAAAAUGCAAUCGAAAAGUUCAUCAAUGACAAUUGAUACAAUAAAAACUGAACUAAGUCAAGCACGUUCACUUAUACAAGAACAUUCUGUUAAAGAAAUGGAUUUAAAACAAAAUGUAAAUCGAACAAAUUCAUUAUUAGAAGAAACAAAUAAAUCACUUGAUGAUCGACAACGUGAAAUUGAAACUCUUAAUCAUCUUUUAUCACGUUUACAAAUUGAUUACGAAAAAUCAAAAAAUGAUUUAUCUAUCGUACAAGAUCAAAUAAUGCAACAUGAAAUUGCAAAUCAAACAUUAAAGCAACAUUUAACAGAAAAAACAAAUGAAUUAUCAGCAAUUACAAAUCGUCUUCAUCAAAUACAACAAGAUUUUCAUUCAUAUGAAAAAGAACAUCGAUAUUCAAAUGAAGAAUAUUUUGAACGUGAACAACGUAUGAAAACAAUCGAAAAUGAAUUAUCAAUGAUGAUUAGCAAUUAUGAAAAACUUCAACGUGAACACACUACUUUAAAUGAAGAUUUAACUAAAUGUCGAUAUGAUCUUGAACAAAGUCAAAAGUCUGAUAUUUCACAUAAAGAACAGGCAUCUGAAACAAGUGAACGAUGGGCUUAUAUUACAUCAAAACUUCAUGAACAAAUAACUGAUUUAAGUGAAGAUGCAAAUAGACUUCGUAUACUUGAUGAACGUUUUGAACAAUCAACAAAAACUUUAACACUUUUACGAAGUCACCAUGAAGAUUUAAUUUUACAAUUCAUGACUAUUAAACCUGUUCUUGAAAAAGCUCAUUUAUAUGUACGAGAAUAUAAACGUAAAUGGUCUCAAACAAGUGAUGAAAAUCGUCAUUUACGUAUGGAAGCAAAACGUAUGAGAACUAAAAUUGAUGAUUUUCAUCGAGCUGAAGGUAUAAUGCAUACAAAAAUUGAUGAACAAGAAAUGAAUUUAGUACAAUUACGUAAAGAGCUCAAUAAUACAACACAAGCUCAUUCUGAAGCUCAAGCACUUAUUGAACGUUUAAAACAUACAUUAGAUGAUACAAUACAAGAACGUGAUCAAUUAAUUAAAAAUAUGACAAAUGCUAAUAAAAAGAUUGAAAAACUUGAAAAUGAUAGUGAUGGAUAUACAAAUGAAAAUCGUUUAUUACAUCAAGCAACACAAAAAUUAGAAAAACAAUUAGCAAAUACACAGGCACAUAAUGAAUCAUUACAAAGAACAUAUCAACAAAAUGAAUUAUCAUAUCAAGAAAAAAUAAAUGAAUGUGAAUCAUUAUUAGUAUCAUUAAAAGAAGCAAAUAAAGAUUCAUUAUUUUUAUUAGAACAGAAAAAAGCUGAAUUAAAUAUGUCACAAUCAGAAAUACAAUCAUUAAAAUAUGACCAAUCUACAACAUCUGCCAAGUUUGAAAAAAUUGAAGAAAUGAAUCAAGAAUUAAAACGACGUAUAUCUAUUCUCGAACGAUCAAAUGAUGAAUAUAAACGUUUAAUACGAAAACGUGAAAAAGAACAUGAACAAAUUAAAAAUGAAUAUGAAAAUAAUAUUAAAAAUAUUUCAUCACUUAAUAAUAAGUGUACCAAACAAGAUGCUGAAUUAAAUAUUCUUCGUCUUGAAAAUGCAGCUUUAACUGAAGAAUUGAAAUUAAUGCGUGAAAAUGUUGAUCGUUGUGAACAAGAACAAAGACGUUUAAGAAAAGAUUGUGAUCAAGCAUUAAAUUUUAUUCAUGAUGGUAUUCCAGAAUUGUGUUUUGACGAUGGUAUUACUAACAAUAAUCGAAAUGGAACAUUACAAGAACAUUUAAAAAAAAUUCCAUCAUUAAUGCAACAAUUAACAGGCGAUAGAGAAAAUUUAAAAACUAAAAAUGCACUUUUAGUACAAUUUGUUCGUGGACUUACUUAUGAUCUUAAUGAUUGUCAGAGUAGUCAGAAAAAAUACAAAUUACUCAAAGCACAUUCAAAACAACAACAAUUAUUAUUAAAUCAAUUGGAAGCUCACGUUCGUUUUUAUGAAUCUGUAUUCAAAGAAAAAGGAUUUUUUCCAACAAUUGAAUAUUCUUCAGGAUCAACAGUAGCUUCAGCACCUGAUGUUAUCGACAAAGGAAAGUUGAUUUGUUUACCAGAUCGAACAAAUGGGUCUUGUCAGUGGACUUUAUUCGGUUGGAAUAUAAAUCAUGGAUGUGGAUACAAUCAAAAGAUGAGUUCAUAUUUAUGCAUUAUGAAACAUCUUGAUGGAUCAAAAUCUACAUUUCUCACAAAACUAAAUCUAUCAUCAAAUAAUCAAUAUUGUUUAGAAUUCAAAUAUCUUAUUACUGGUUCAAUUAUGAGUUCUUGUAUGAAUUUUUAUGGAAAAACUUUGGCUGAUACUAAAAAACAAUCCAUAUUAUUUUCGAAUUUUUGUAUUCCAAAUGAACAACUUGAGUUACUUUGGUAUUCUUUUACUGUUCCACUUCCAAAAAACUUAAUUAUGAUUAAUGUAGUCACAGAAAGUAAUGGUAUUGCUAGCAAUCAUUCAUUAAUCAUUAAAGAUUUAUUUAUUCAACAAUGUGAUCAAGCUUCGACAUUACGAAACAUUCUACCGAUGAAUUCAACUAUAGUUUCUUUAUGGUUGAAUGCAAAAAAGAAUUUUUGGUUUCAAUAUCGAUGGAUAUUCAUCAUAGGUAUUCCUAUACUUUUGCUCUUAUUAUUCAUCAUUAUUAUGAUUAUUCUCUAUACAUCUCAUCGAAUAUUUCAUCAAGAGUCAACAGUAACCGAACGAAUUCAAAUUUCAUCUAUGAAUCUUUCUCAACAUUUUUAUGAAGAACCUAUAUCAAUUAUUUUAACUCCUCCAAUAGACAUAAGUGUGUAUGAUCAUGUUCGAGAUAAUUAUCGCGUUGACAUUAUCUUUUUCUAUUUUAUUUCAAAAAAAACCUUUUAUGUUACAAUGUCAUCAAUAAUAAUCGAUGAUGAAAAUCGUCUAAACAAAUUAGAUCAAUAUGAAUCUAUUUUUAAACAUUAUGGUUUGAAAACACAAUCACAACAUGUUGAUCAUCAACAAGAAAAAUAUCUUAUUGAGAUAAAUAAUGAAUUAAAUAGAAAUAAUCUAUAUGAAACUCAUAGAAGAUUCUUAGAAAGAAAUGAGAGUAGCAAAAAAAUGAAUAAUACAAAAACUAUGGCAAAUAAAAGUUCAUCAAAAAAAUCUAAAAAAAGCAAAAAAUCAAAUAAAAAAGCUAAGAAAAAGAAUUAUGAAAAAGUUAUAAAAAUUACACUUCCUGAUGCAGCUAAAGCUCGUAAAACCACAUAUAGUAAACAACAACAAAAACCAAAUAAAAGUCAACAUAAUUCGAAUGUACCUUCAUCAAUGUCUAACGUAUCAUUAGAUGCUCUAUCGUCUUCAACAAUAAAAACAGUACAGAAAUUACCAACAUUCGAAUAUCAAAACAAUGAUUCAGUAUCAGAAGUACAAUCCAAUUCAUUUCCUAUAACAACUUUAAAAAGUACGGAUCAAAUAAUUUCUCCAACACUUUCAUUUAAUCAACUAAAGAUAGAUGAAACUAGUUCAAAAAAGAAUUCACAAAUCAAUGGGAAAAAUUCUAAUUUAAAUAAUAAAACACCAGAUAAUUUUGAAUUAACAUGGGAUUUAGAUGAAAUCAAUGAUUUCACUCGAAAUAUGUUGAAACACAAUAGUAACACUAAAUUUGUCAUUCGUUCAAAUCGAAUUCGGUUGAAAUGUGCCGUAGAUUCAGAUGAUUAUUUAACAAAAUAUAUUCAACGUCAAUCUCAUUGUUUGGAUGUUUUUGAACAAUACAUUACUACAUUGAAACGAUCAUUUGGUAUCAUUCGUGAGGCAGCUUCUGAUGCACCUAUAUUUGAUCCAGGUCUUACUAUCAUGGGUCCACACGUUAAAAAAGAUCCGUCUGUUAUUGAGAAUGAAGAAUCUUAUGUGGUAAAAAAGAUGGCUAGUAUAGAACCAAGAAAGAAAUAUGCACUGGUUCAUGAACAAAUAGGAAUUUUUAUUAUUGGUGGUUACAAUCUAUAUGUCAAUGUUCCUAUUCAAAAAGAACCUGAUACAGAUUAUUUAUUCAAAUUCAAUGGAAGUACAGUGAAAAUCCCACGAUUAAGUCCAUGUCGAGUUCAUUUUGGAAUAUAUACAGAUGGUGACGCUAUUUACGUUGCUGGUGGUCAAACGUUAUAUAAUGAAUUACUGGAUGAUAUUCAACGUUUAAAUUUACGAACAUUAAGAUGGGAAUAUGUUGCUAGAUUAAUGAAUCCUAUUGCUGCAUGUGGAAUGGCAGUUGAAGGACAACGAAUUUAUCUCGUAGGUGGUUAUGAUAUUUUUCAAAAUCAAACUUAUUUCGUCAAUACUUUUACUAUUUAUAAUUUGUUGACAGGAAAAUUUGAAAAAUCAACUGAUUUGCCAUCAUCACGUUGUCGCAGUCUAAUCUUUGCAACUAGUAAUGCUUUGUUUUGUGUAUCAGGUCUAAUUGAAGGUCGUGAUGAAAAUGGUAAUAAAAAAAUUAAAAUUUCUACUGAUAUUUUAAAAUGGAAACAUGAAACUCCAACAUGGAUUAAAGUUUCCCAAACACCUGAACUUAGUAAACUUCAUGCAUUAUCAUUCAAUGAUCCUUAUCUUGAAAUAAUGAAACGUAAUACUUCUGAUAAAGGUGAUGCUACUGACACCAUAGUUGAAGCUUAUUAUGAUUUUCGAACAAACAUUUGGGCAAAUGGCAAACCACCAGCAUCACCAAUGAAACUUAAAAGUGCAUCUGCUAUAAAAAAUCCAAACAACUCACUGGCGAAAUCGCCAUCGAAAGCAGCAAAUAAAACGAAAGCAACCCCAACUAAAACUCCUUCAAUAAUCUGUCAACAUCGUCCAUAUGAAUGUAUUCAAGUUUCAUAUCGUGGUAUUAAUAAAUGUAUAACAAAUUUUAAUCGUUUAACAACAGUUGCUCAUGUUAUUGAUGCAUUACUUGAUGAUUUAUCUGAAAAACAAUAUUUAUCUGUAAAUGAUUGUUGUUUAUAUAUUGAACGUCUACCAUAUUUAUUUCCAUUAAAAUCAACUGAUUUUAUUCAAGAUAUUCUAUUACGUUAUGCAUCAACACAUAUACAUUUUAAAUUAUCAUUUAAACGUAAUGCAUCACCAUCACGUUUGGCACAACGUAAAAAACUUCAUCGAACAUCAUAUCAACAAACAUCAUUAACAAAUGCUUAUGAACAAUUAAAAAUUCAAGAAUCAUUAAUACGACAACAACAUGAAAUAAUAACGCAAUUGAAAAAAAUUAAUUUAUCAAAUGAUCAUCGUAAUCAAUAUAAAACAUCAUCAAAUUAUACGAAUUAUUUCGAUUGGAUUACUCAAAGUAAUCAUAAUAGUGAUAGUGAUGAUAGCAAAAUUUCAUCAGAUAUUAUUCCGAUAUGUAGACGACAAUCACGACAAGAUGAAUAUCAUAAAGCUAUUAAUCAUAAUGCCACAAAUACAAGUCGUUCAUUAUCACGUGUUCGUUUUCGUACCUCAACAGGAAAUAAUACAAAUCAAUUACCAUCAUCGACAACACAAAUGAAAAGUAUUUUAAAAAAAAAUUCAUCAAAUUAUUCUUUUCUUCCACGAACUUCAAGUGUUGAUCGUGAUAUUAAUCGUUUAACAUCAAUUAAACAACGACGAAAUAGUUUAUAUAAAUUUGAUGAUGCUGAUGAUGAUAAUUUAUCAGAUCGAAGUACAACUGAUUCAUGUUUAGGUUCACUUUCAUCGAAUGAUAAUAAUAGUUAUGUUAGCAAUCAACAGCAUCUAGAAACACUUGUUUGA
Molecule: messenger RNA, 8358 nt
Organism: Rotaria sp. Silwood1
Lineage: Eukaryota; Metazoa; Rotifera; Eurotatoria; Philodinida; Philodinidae
Source: the annotation of a GenBank genome assembly